This is a messenger RNA of Gossypium raimondii (Peruvian cotton), 1721 nucleotides long. Its product is annotated as mitochondrial fission protein ELM1. The transcript has 10 exons. Gene Ontology annotation, biological process: mitochondrial fission. Gene Ontology annotation, cellular component: mitochondrial outer membrane. The coding region runs from base 153 to 1415 and encodes 420 amino acids. The record is from RefSeq and is a predicted model, not a curated record. Lineage: Eukaryota; Viridiplantae; Streptophyta; Magnoliopsida; Malvales; Malvaceae.
UUGUAGUUGCCAGUUGCCUGCCUCAGCCAACAACAAAGCCAUCUUCGACUUCUUCUUCUUCUUCUUCUUCUUCUUCUUCGUCAAUUACUCAAUUUCUAUUUCAUAUAUUUCUUAUUAUAAUUCAUUAUUACAAUUUUUUACUCCAAUUUCUAAUGAGACCAAUACGCCUUCCCGAACCUCCCAGCCCCACCAUAGGAGUGCCGGAGAUCUUCGAAGGCGGCGCCUACAGCGUUAUCAGACGCGCCGUCAUCAUCGGCAACGGCUACCCUGGAUCCGAGAAUCAGAGUAUCGGGUUGGUCCGAGCUCUCGGCUUAUACGACAAGCAUGUUCUUUAUCGAGUUACGAGGCCAAGAGGAGGGAUAAACGAGUGGCUUCUUUGGCUUCCAGUUAGUCUUCACCAAAAAUUGGAUUAUCUCAUCCAGCUCAUUCAAAUUUACUCCCGAGGGAGGAAUUAUGUGCCUUUACCUCUAGAAAAUGGUGGUGGAAGUGUUGGCUUGGCUUCUGUUUUAGAAGCUGAUGUUAAGCAGAUCGUAACCAUGGCUCGCCAGACUUUUGAAAAGGAUGGUCCUUUGCUGGUUGUUGCAUCAGGAAGAGAUACCAUUUCAGUUGCAAGUUCUAUAAGACGUUUGGCCUCGGAGAAUGUUUUUGUCAUUCAGAUACAACAUCCUAGGUCACAGUUGAAUAGGUUUGAUUUGGUGAUCACCCCUCGUCAUGACUUCUAUCCAUUAACUCCUCAAGCUCAAGAACAGGUUCCACAGUUUCUUCACAGGUGGAUUACUCCGCGUGAACCUCCUGAUAGGCAUGUGAUACUCACUUUGGGAGCUCUACAUCAAAUUGAUUCAGCUACACUUCGCAGCACAGCUGCUGCAUGGCAUGAUGAGUUUGCACCUCUGCCAAAGCCCUUACUAGUGGUUAACAUUGGCUGGCCUACAAGCCACUGUCGAUAUGGUGCAGAUCUUGCAAAGCAGCUAACUGCCUAUCUUCUCAAUAUCCUUUCAAGCUGUGGCACUGUCCGAAUAUCCUUCUCCAGUAGGACGCCCGAAAAGGUAUCAAAGAUUAUUGUGAAAGAAUUUGCUGAUAAUUCAAAAGUUUACAUCUGGGAUGGUCAAGAACCAAAUCCACAUAUGGGGCAUUUAGCUUGGGCAGAUGCUUUUGUCGUCACAGCAGACUCGGUUAGUCUGAUAAGCGAGGCUUGCAGUACUGGGAAACCUGUCUAUGUUAUGGGGCCUGAGCGUUGUAAAUGGAAACUAUCAGACUUCCAUAAAUCUUUAAGGGAACGAGGUGUGGUUCGGCCAUUUACAGGUUCUGAAGAUAUUGCAGAAAGCUGGAGCUAUCCUCCCCUCAACGACACGGCAGAAGCAGCAAGUCAGGUGCGUGAAGCACUUGCUGAGCGUGGAUGGAGGGUUCGGCCAUAACUGAAGGUGUCGAUAGUUGUUGUUGUAAGCACACUGUUGAUUUCCUUAUUUUUGAAACUUGAAGCCUUAAGAUUUGGGUUUGUUGAAUAGCAUAUAAAAAUACCACCUUCAAAUUCAUUCUUCCCCAUUCAGGGAUUUUCAAAAUAUUGUUACAUGUAGAACAAAGGCCUUAGCUAUUUAGAGCGGCUUGUAAAGCAUGAAGAGGAGGGACAAGCAUAAAUUUAUUUUAUUUUUGGAAGAGUUUGAUUUACACACCUGAAAAACAGAUCUGAUGAAAUGAAAUUUGACAACACGUCAUGCCAACAA